UUGCGGUUAAGCAAGUUUUAAGCAGAACGAGGAGUCCCAGGAAAAAGCCGUGUGUGUAUACGCACACACACGCCUAUACACACCGUCCCAACACAGAGACUUUGUUCUGACGGAGCGGCUCACACACCAAUAGCAGCGGCCCCGGGACGGGCGAUAAACAGGGAGGGACUUCCUUCAGGUCCGCUGCAGCGCCGUGACACGUAACUACAGCUAAAGGUGUCGUGCAAAGCUAAUAGGGGAAAGUAAACAGAGCUGUAUGGGAAAGUUGUUCUCCAUCCUGGACAUGGAUGUUCCACAACUAAGGAUCUGCUUCCAUCUGACCUUGGAAAUCCUGCUUUAAAUCCAAAUAAAUAUUUGAAUCUUGGAAUGUAAAAGCCUGUACAGAGAUUUUUUUUUUGGAGAAAGUUGUGCAAGUCUAUGUCCAGCGUAAAGAACAUGGGCAGUGGGGUUUGCUCCAGAAAGCAAAGGAAAAUCUUCCAGUCGUUGCUUGUCACUACUGUGGUUUUUGUCCUCAUUUAUGGAGCAAUGAUUUGGUAUGAAAUGCACCAGGAGCUGAAGAGGACCGAAGCUCUGGCUCUGAAAUACCAGCAGCACCAAGAGUCUCUCUCAGCCCAACUCCAAGUGGUGUAUGAGCAUCGGUCCAGGCUGGAGAAAUCACUACAGAAAGAGCGGCAAGAGCACAAAAAGUCCAAAGAAGAUCAUCUGGUUUAUAAACUGGAGGCGCAGCAGUCACUGAAUAAAGAGAAGCAAGAUGCCAACAGCAGGUUUAACUCGCUACACACGCAGCACCAAAUGCUGAAGAAUCAACAUGAAGAGCUGAAGAAGCAGUUCUAUACGCUGCAGGACCAGCAUCACGCUCAGGGUGAAGAACACAAUAAGGUUCUGGAUGAACAUCAGCAGAGAUACGAACAAUUACAGCAGACUAAAGAUAUUGAAAUAUCUAAACUCAAAGAAAGUACAUAUAAUCUACGGGAGGAGAACCGGCAGCUGAGGAAGGCUCAUCAGGAGAUGCAUGUGCAGCUUCAGGAUACGAGGCAACAGCACAAGGACUUAAAAGCAGCCCAUGAUGAGCUUGCAUUGACCUUGGAAGACCACAAGAGUGCGCUAGCUUUGGCUCAGGUCCAAGUAGAUGAGUAUAAGCAGCUGAAGGAGACUCUGAAUAAAAAGCUGAAGCAACCUGAAGAACCUCAACAUGUAGUGACUCAAAACAAAGAACGAGAUGAGCACCGGCAUAGACAGCAGGGGCAGAAAAUCGAAGAGAGAAGUGUAGAAGAAGAACAGGAAGAAGAGAGGAGACAUGAAGGCAUGGAUCAGCCUCAAACAACAGAACAGCAUGAACAGCUUCAUCAUGAAGAAGAAGAAGAAGAAGAGAAAGAGAAAGAACAAAAUCUGCCUGAUGAAAAUGCAUUAGAGAGAGAGAGUCACAUUUCCCAGCCGGUGAGUGCUACUCAAGGAAACCACAUCAAAUCUGCCUAUGAGCAGCAGCAGGAAGAGCAACGGCGUUUAGCUGCUCGGCUGGAGGAGGAACAGCGGCAGCUGCUUCAGAGACAGGAAGAACUGCAAAGAGAAAGGGAGGAGAGAGAACGGAGCGAGAGAGAGAGGGAGGAGAAAGAACGGCUGGAAAAGGAAAGGGAGGAAAGAGAAAGGCUGGAGCGGGAGAGGGAGGAAAGUGAACGGAUAGAAAGAGAGAAGGAGGAGAGAAGACAGAGAGAAGAGCAGCAGCACCAUGAACAGCAGCUCCAGGAGGAACUGCUCAGGAAAAAAUCAGUGUCUGCAAAUCUGAAGCCUGGCGCUAUCCACCAUGAUGAAGAGAAUAAUGCCAACCAUGAGGAAGUGCAAGAUCAAGAGGAAGACAAGCAAGUGCAUCAUGAAGAGCAAACCAUGGAGGCGGACAUCGAUCCAGCAGACGAUCCCAACAAUCAAGGAGAGGAUGAGUUCGAGGAAGCUGAGCAGCAGGUCCACGAGGAAGAGGAGGAUGAAGAGCCGGUGGCACCUGGACAUGCUAAUCCGCACUUAAUGAAAGAGAAUCAGCAGCAAGCUCAUGCUGAUGAACAGCUGGUGAUGGCAGGAAACCCAGACCAGCAGGAAGACAAUUUGGACGAGCAAUAUCAAGAAGAUGGAGAAGAGGAGGCUCAGGAAGAUCUGGCUGUGGAGAAAAAACAGGGAGGAAGAGGAGAGGAAGAGGCAGAUCCUUAUACAGAGGAGAAUGGAGAACAGGAUGACGCUAGAGAGCAGGAGGACGCAGGGCCUGAGAAACAGCCUGCCAGAAGACCUAAUGAAGACGAGAACUACGAGGAGGAAGAGGAGGAGCCAGAGGAAGAGGCCAAUCACAGGGCAGAGAUGUGAGCCGUAUCCUUGUGUACUUUUAUUUGUGUACCAGGAUUAAACUGUUUGAAGCGGCGAUUCCACUGGAACGAUCGCCUUCUUUCGCGGUGGGACACCCUCGAGCUUGACAAACUAGACUGAUCAAAAUCUGCUGAUCUGGUUAAAUAUAUUUCUGUUCACUGUGCCUUUUUUUUUUUUGCUAAUUUGUAAAUGGAAAAAGCUGAAAUUGUUCUGUUUUUAAACAGAAAUUAAAAUUUUUUAGAACAACGCUGUAGACAGAGACUUUAUGAUCAGAGUGCCAUUUUUAAAAUAUCAAAUAUUUAUAUGCUUAUAUACUGUAUGUAACAUGUCUUGUAAUUUUUUAAACCUUGUUAUAUGGCUGGAUGUCUCUGAAAAUGGACCGUUUAUCUUUAUAAGAGUAUUGUUAGUGUCACUACAUGAAUGUUUUGUAAUUGUUGGCAGGUGGACGUGGCUCAUGAUAUUUUUUUAUUUUGUUUUAUCUUUAUAAGUAUUGAAUAAUUUUUUGGGGGGGAUAAUUUUAUAUACAUGAAGAAAAUAUUCAGAGCUCCUAGAACCUAGUGUAGAGCCACUUGGAUUGAAGAUAUUUGAAAUAGAAAUUUGAAUGUUGUAUUUCUCAUGGACUUUUGGACUUUUGGACUUUUUUUCUUAUAAUUUCAGAUAGUGUUGUAUGUUGGAUUUGGAUUAUACUGAACAUUUACUGCAGUUACUGUGCAAAUAGCGCUGUCAAGUCCCAGGACAACAAAUGAAAAGGCUCAACUUCAUUAUGUGUUCGUUACAUACUGUAGACUCUCAGGCCUUAAUUUACUAAAACGUCCCAAAUAAUGCAUGUGUGCUUUGUUUAUAAGGUAAUAAUUAUUUAUGCACAAUUCAUUCUUAAUAUGAAAUCUCAAUACAUACCUGUUCAAUUACUGAAUAAAAAAAAAAGGCUAAAACGUAAUAAAUGUAAUGUAAGCAUAGUUUUGAAUUUAUGUUAAGUUUGCCAAUAAUUAAAAUAUUUCUUCUGUUUCUUUUUAAAAUCAAUCAAACAUCUUUUUAAUUAGAUAAUUUGUCCAAAUAUUUGAGGUUGAGAUAGAUAAAUAUGUUUGCACACAAAAUGUGUCGCAAUAUGUGUCAAAAUAAUCGCAAUGUGAUUUUUUAAAAAUAUUAAAUUCAUUAUAUAUUUUUUUAUAAAAUCAUGCGGCGCAAGUUUAAAUAGAAAAUCUUCUCACACUCUCCAUUUAAACCCGGUUGCCAUAUUAGGUGUGAGUGUGUAGUAAAGAUGUGAUAGGAAAUAAUAUUUAGUCAUUAGAAACUUAAUAAAUUGGAUUUUUGCUGUUUAUAAUGCUUGGGUACAGUUAAUCUGAGCUUCAUAAGCAACUUACAGGUUUACUAUUUUUGUUUUAGUAAAUCAGGGCCUGAGUGUUUCUGUUAAAUAAUACAAUGCCUGGGCAAAAAAGUUACUGUCUUGAGCCGGGUCAAAUUAUUGACAGGUUUCAAGCAACAACAAUGAAAAAAACUAAGUAGAUUAGGAAUUACUUGAAUUUGGGGUUAAGAACUGUCCAGCACAUUAUUAAAACCUGGAAGGAUAAUGUUGCGACAUCAAACAAAGAAGAGAUGCCCUAUCAUUCGGAGAUCAUGAGUUCGAUCCCCGGGUGAUGCUGUAACCUCCCGCAGCUGGAGGCCUAGAGACAACUGAUUGGCCGAGCUCUCUAAGAGGGGAGGGAAGAGAGGUACUUGGUGCUCCCUCAUUAAUAACGGCUCUACAGUCAAUCAGGGGCACCUGUGCAAGCGAAAGGAGCAGAUAGGGCUGUCCUUCAACGAUGCGUGAGCGAGCAGUUCGAAAAAAUGUGGUCGGCUGGCGUGAAUGGUAGUAGUAGCUUAAUGUGGGAGCCCCCCCAAAAAAACAAAAAAGAAAGAAAUGUGGUCAGAAAAAAAAUAAGUCAUGAAUGGUGAUAGUUUAAACGCCAGGUGAAGUCACAUCGUAAAAAAUCGACAGUAGAAAUGACAGGCUUGUUUAAUAGUUAACGUAAGAGCAUUUCUACACUCUUACUCUAAUGGGUAGGGAAAGGCAAUAAAAUGAUUAGAGAGUAUAAAGACUGGACUUUGGAGCAGUGGAAAA
Molecule: messenger RNA, 4444 nt
Organism: Clarias gariepinus (North African catfish)
Lineage: Eukaryota; Metazoa; Chordata; Actinopteri; Siluriformes; Clariidae
Gene: golim4a
Product: golgi integral membrane protein 4a
Exons: 17
Coding region: 418-2346 (642 amino acids)
Cellular component (GO): Golgi membrane; Golgi apparatus
Source: RefSeq, a predicted model, not a curated record